CUCGUCCCCACUGUUGUGUCGCUUCCGACACUCCACCGCACCACGCAACCUCACAACAGUGCACUUGUGAAGGAUCUCGAUGUCGGAGACGUGUUCGUAACAGAGAAUGAAGUGAAAAAUACAGUGAUCCAUGGGCGUUUGAGGAUACUUGAAAGACAGAACUACAAAGAUUAAUGGCGAAAGUUUGCGACUCGUUGAAAAUUAAACACAUGUGGCAUCAUUUAGGCUGAAAAAGUUUAAGAAGCGGGCGACAAAGUGGGUUUCGCCCGUCACGGGUUCCAAGAUGGCUGGUAUUUGAAGGCCUCUUUGUCCCGCAUGUCACUAUGAAAGUUGAUUCCUUUUGGACAAUCAAGAAAAGAGCGAGGCAAGAUUCUAUCAUCAAGCGUCAUGCUGAUAAGGGAAUCUAGACUGGGGAAUCUGUGACAUGUUCAUCCAUUGCCCUGGAGCGAACACUGGCGUGUCCCACGUUCACAAGAAGCGGAAGUUGGACCCCAGCCCUCAAGUCGGGCAGGCGGAUUUGGCUGUGCUGCCUGAUGGGCUCUACAAUUUGAACGAGGCAUCUGGCCUACAUCCGGUGACGAAACUUUCAACUACCAGUGAGCAUCAAUUGCAGCAUCAUUCUGUCCCUACUGGUGCUGCUAAGCAUGCUGUACAGCGAAGCCCCAACACCAUCCCGCAGACCUUUGUGCGUGCCUCUACUAUAAAACUGCUUGACACCUAUCAGCGAUGCGGACAAAAGGUGCGCACAAAGCAGUGCGUAGGGCAGCAGAACAACUCCAGGCGCAAGUCGUGCGAGCGCGAGGGUAAUGGUGAUAGUGUGGCCACGGCGACAGCAGCUCCAACAACGACGGCGCACAGCAAAGGAGGAGGAGGGGGUGCGGCAGCCGCAGCGGCCCCUCAAGGCUCCUCCUCUGCAGAUGGCGACUACCAGCUGGUCCAACAUGAAGUGCUUUACUCCAACACCACGCAGUAUGAGGUGUUGGAGUUCUUGGGACGGGGGACCUUUGGACAGGUGGUGAAAUGCUGGAAGAAGGGCACUAAUGAAAUUGUUGCUAUCAAAAUCCUCAAAAACCAUCCAUCAUAUGCUCGUCAAGGACAAAUUGAGGUUGGCAUUCUGUCCAGACUUGCUCAGGAAAAUGCAGAUGAAUUCAAUUUCGUUCGUGCCCUGGAAGGCUUCCAGCACAAAAAUCACACUUGUCUCGUGUUUGAGAUGCUGGAGCAGAACUUGUAUGACUUUCUUAAGCAGAACAAGUUCUCUCCUUUGCCUCUCAAAUUUAUACGUCCUAUAUUACAACAAGUCCUCACAGCCCUUCUUAAACUCAAGCAACUGGGAUUAAUUCAUGCAGAUCUCAAACCUGAGAACAUUAUGCUGGUUGACCCCCAACGACAACCUUAUAGAGUUAAAGUUAUUGAUUUUGGUAGUGCCUCUCAUGUAAGCAAAGCUGUCUGCAACACAUACCUGCAGAGUCGGUACUAUCGAGCCCCGGAAAUUAUAUUAGGUUUGCCGUUUUGUGAAGCUAUUGACAUGUGGUCAUUGGGAUGUGUGGUAGCAGAACUAUUUCUUGGUUGGCCCCUAUACCCUGGAUCUUCAGAAUAUGACCAAAUAAGAUAUAUCAGUCAAACCCAAGGUCUACCCACAGAACACAUGUUAAAUAAUGCCUCUAAAACUCAGAAGUUUUUCUACCGGGAUACAGAUAGCACUUACCCAUUUUGGAGACUGAAGACUCCAGAGGAACAUGAAGUGGAAACAGGGAUUAAGUCAAAAGAAGCACGAAAGUACAUAUUUAACUGUCUGGAUGACAUUGGGCAAGUUAAUGUUCCCACUGAUCUGGAAGGUGGUGAGCUGUUAGCUGAAAAGGCUGAUCGACGUGAAUUUAUUGACCUACUCAAGCGAAUGCUUACCAUGGACCAGGUGGAACGGCGGAUCACUCCAGGAGAAGCUCUUAAUCAUUCCUUUGUCAACCUGGCCCAUUUAGUUGAUUAUGCCCAUUGUAACAAUGUGAAAGCCAGUGUGCAAAUGAUGGAAGUGUGCCGUAGAAAUGCCUACAAUUCAACAAGUUCUGGAGGUCAUCAUCAACCAGCAGCUGCUGCCCCAUCCCUUGUGGCAAGCUUUGUACCCAAUUCAAAUGGCAAUGUCACAUUGACAUUUAACAAUAAUCAGUUGACAAAUCAGCUUACUAAUCAAUACCAGUUGUACAAUGGGAGGCGACAGUAUCCUAGUCAUCAACUGGCUAUCAACUCUAUUCUGUGCCCACCUGGUUAUCAAGGGAUGGCUUCUCCCACUAAACACCUGACAGUUGUCACUCAACAACCUCCACCUCAAUUGCAGAUUCAACCACCUAUCAUAUCCCAACAGGUUGGAAGUCAGCAACAAUAUGUCCCUGUCCCUGUAUCUGUUAUGGAACCAAAUGGCAGACAAAUGUUAUUAACAAAUGCAGUCCAGACAUCAUGGCCUGCUAGUCGACAAAUGGCUCUUGUUCCGUCAUGGCAGCAGUUAUCAGGUCAUCAGGGUUCAAUACAGCAGCCACUUUUAUCUGACGCAGGAGAUUGGAGUAGAUCCCUGAUAGUUGAUUCCGGUGCUCUUUUGCAAGAGCAGCGUUCAGUUUUCCCUGUUGAUGUAGCUGCUGAAGUUUAUACAGCUGGUGAUUCUAGUUUAGUGGAUGGUAGUUGGUCAAAUGUUGCAAGUAACACUUCAUCAACUAGUGGGAGUGGCAGUAAGAGAGGUGUAUCAAAAUCUAGCCAACAGCAGACAGCUCCUCAACAUCAUAACCAUCAUCACAGUCAUUUGCUUACUGUUCCAAAUGGAUCCCAUGCAAGUGCUCAGCACAGACAGGAGCAUAGGUCUGAACAUCGUGCUACUGAUGGCAAAAAGGAGCAGACUCAGCUUAGUCCUGUGAAAAAGAGGGUCAAGGAAAGCACACCACCUUCAGAUUGUGCUAAUGGUAGAUUACCAAGACGACAUUCACCUAAUGAAAAUAAUCAGUGGCAACAACAAGUUGGGAACCCUACCCGGCACGCUCAUAGGAGACAAGGACUCUCUGGUCGUCAACACACAAUUACAAUCGUGGAUACCCCUUCACCAGCUGUGUCUGUUAUCACCAUAUCUGACAGUGAAGAUGAAUCUCCUUCUAAAUGCACUGCAUCUGCAACUCAGGCAACAAAUGUUGCUACUGCAAACCGAGCUGUUGCAUCUAAUCCAAUUGCUGCUGCAACUGUUCCUGCCACCAUUACAUCUGCGACGACAGGUGGUGUUGCAACCAGUGGAAGCAAUCGACAUUGUGCCAAUGUCAUAUCAUGCGUCACUGUAGCUGAUAGUGAUGGUGAAGAUCACCGCAGCCCUGCAAAGCACUCUGUGCUACUACAGCAACAGUAUCAACUUCAGCAGAAGCAGCAGCACCAGCAGCAGCAGCACCAGCAGCAACAGCAGCAACAGCAGCAACAGCAGCAACAGCAGCAACAGCAGCAACAGCAGCACCACCAGCAGCAACAGCAACAACAACAGCAGCAGCAGCAGCAACAACAACAGCAGCAGCAGCAGCAUCUUUCUGUUCAGCCUCAACAGCAUUCCUCCUACCAUCAUUCUCAACAGCAGCCGCUCCACAAUCAGACGCAUGUUAUUCAUCAAGUGAAACAUGAGCCAAACCACAGCUCAAGCUAUGUUUCGAGCACCCCUUCACAUUCUCAGAAGAAGCGACUGCUCUCCAAAGUACAAUCAGACUGUGGAUUAAUAGGGGUUGGCAUGGGUCAAGGCACAAAUGUAAUUGCCAGUAUACCCCCUGAUCAAGUUAUGAAUCAGGCUUUGGAAUACACUACAAUGACUAGUUCCAGUACCGGCCACAGCACAAUAACUCAUAGGGAUUACCUAUUACCCCAGAAUCAACAUCAAGCACACAGUCAUCAGCCAAGCCAACAAACUCAGGCCCACCAACAGCAGGUAGCCCAACAACAGGCGCAGCAACAAGCUCAACAACAGGCCCAGCAACAGGCUCAACAGCAGCAGGCCCAUCAGCAGGCUCAACACCAGGCUCAGCAGCAAGCACAGCAAGCUCAGCAGCAGGCACAUCAACAACAGCAGCAGGCUCAACAACAGGCACAGCAGCAACAGCAAUCACAACAGCAGCAAGUUUUGCAUACGGGUUGUCAUGCAGGCAACUGCAAAGACAUGGCAGUAGCUGUCAGUUCAGGCUCUGGCUACCAUUAUGUCACUACAUCUUCGGCAGCGCCCAUUCCUGACCAACAUAUCGUUUAUGCCAGUGCUGACAAACGUAUGUCUUGGGCGCCACCUGCUGCACACUCGGGAAGGGAUUUCUUAGCUCCCCCCACUGCUCAUAGCAUGACAUAUCAUAGCCGUCACAAGCGGGAACCCACUGUACCCGCGGUCUCGGUUCCUGUUGUCACGCACAGAGAUUAUCCCAAAGAGUAUGCACAGCCACCUGUUGCCCACAACAACCGAGGAGAGCCUGUGACUGUUGGUAGAGAUCAGCAUCUUUUGGCGAAGUCUUGGACGACUGCUGCCCUGCAUCAGGGUUACAGCCGGCACAGUUCGGCUCACUUGUCUCCGCAGCCUUUGGGUCACGCUGCCGCCGCUGCAGCAGUGCAUGCGGCAGCGGCAGCGGCUGCGCAUACACGACUCUCUCCACAACAUCCGCAUCAACUAGCUGCCGCAGCGGGCCAGCCGUUGGGACAGCCUCUGGGCCAGCCCUUAUACCACCAGUCUGAUCUGUAUCGUCGCCCAACAGUGUAUGUCACCACGACUCAGCCCGCCUACCUGCCCACGGGGCACCAGGUCCCACCUUUCACCACCGGAAGGGCUCUUCCCCCACCUGCUCAUCAUGCCAGUGCUCGGCCUAUGAUUGCAUCACAUGCUGCGCAUCCACUUCCGGCACACAUGCAACCUGCGGUGUUUUCAUCACACACUCAAGUUGCUGCGUCAUAUGGGUUUGCUCCUUUAAGUCCUGCCAAGACACAAUAUCAGCCUGGUCUCUGGUUUUCAGAAUAGGACCACCAUUGGCAAGAAUAAAUGACUAAUGCAGCUGGCCUAUGCACAGACAUUCUUUACUCUCUUGCAUAUUAUGAAAUUUUGUCUGCUUAGUACUUAGCUUUUGCUUUUCAAUUAUGUUCUGUUUCAAGUGUGAUCCUCAAAUCAGUGGUUUGUCACACGGUUUCUAUUGUAAAUUAAUUGCAAAGUUUGUUGAAAGAAGAUUUCUUUAUCGUGAAAGCAGCAUCAGUUGGUGAUAAUGUGCUGUAGGGUUUUGUCAAAUUGAAUUAUGUUUAGGAUCAAAUUAGUUUGUGAUGUGUUUUAGAUACUGUGAUACAGAUGUUCAAGCAAACAAUACUUUAAUUGUAACAGUUUUGGAUGUAGGAGAAUCACUCUUUUGCGAAGGAAAAUGGUUAUUUUCUGGUUCCGCCAGGCGUCUUUUAGAUCGCGCACACGGUUGAUAAAUGCAAGUUUUAUCCUCUAUUUGUUAUAUACUAUUUAUUUUCUUUCAAUUUAAAAAAUUGACACUAAAUGUAUUGAAGUAUACAUUGCUUGUUUUCAUUUGCUUUGUUUGUUUUGCAUUUGGAAAGAAUUGUAAUUAACCCUUUUUUGUAAGUGUUAUCAAGAUGGGAAUUUGUUCCCAAUGUUAUGUGUUGGUGUGUCUUUUAUAACCAUUCCUUCAAUGUUUGGAGCAUCAAUGUUUGCUUUUGCUUGCCUUUUCUUGUAAAUAGACAUAUUUAUUCUGUUCUUAACAAUAGUAUAUGUGAAUUAGUCAUUCAUCAUCACUUAUCGUUUACAUUUAUUAUCUCAGGGGCUGAGCACAUCAAGUGUGAAAUGUAUAUUGUUUCAGGAAUGCAGGAGAGAAUUAGUGAGUGUCCAUUAGCUGAUCUUUUGCUUAUAUAUCACGAAUAUGUUUGCUGUUGUUUCUCCAGAAACCUGGUUUCAUAGCUUCACCCCUGCUUUAUUUCAGUAUCAUUACUUCAUUGUUUUUGUUGUUGUUGUUUUUCAUUCCCUUUGGUAUGUAUUUCAUCUUUGCGGUCACUUUGACUUUUGUCUUUUAUCAUCAGAUCAUGUGCUUAGUACUUUUUAACUGGUAGGCUGAGCAGUGACAGUAAAAUGUCUGAAUUAUAUUCGUUAGUGUUGCAGAGAAUCAUGUUAUUAAUUAAUUUGCAUGUGAUCAGUGUGCUAUGAUAAUUAAAUCAUUCAGAACUUCUAUUACUUAUGAUGGUUAUUUGCUGUGAAAAUGUAGUGUUGACCAGUCAGGUCUUGCUUUGGUAAUGUUCGGAUGUGUAAAACUAAGUAAUAACUUACAAUAGUACUGUACUACACUUUCAAUUGCAUUUUCAAGUCAUGAUUAAUGAUAUACAGUAUAUAGCUAUGGACUUCUUUUUAUUAGCGCUGCAUCAUAUAAUUCUAAUUAACUGCUAGCAAUAUUAUUACCAAGAGUUAUCUCAUCAUUACGUUUUUCUUGCUCCACACCAUUGAGGAGUCAGAUUUCAAGAAUCAAAAGAUUUGUCAGUAUGGGUAGUAUUUUUACUGACAUCUUUGUGGUCCUUAACUUGUUAAAUUGGUCCUUAAAGGUCUAUUAUUUCCAAUCCCAGCUUCACAAACAACAGUUGCAUUGUUUGUGAAGCAACAAGCCCUCCUUAAAGACAGAAACAGGGAAGGCGUCUCCGGUCCAAGAUUGUUGAAAGUAGGGCUCAGUUUUGAUAUCAAUUUGCUCUCAUAAUUCACCAAACUUUCUGUUCAAAAGUUUUAGCUCUUAAAAAUUAACUUUUAAAACUUGAUUAGUCAGAUAGUUGCUCAUGUGUGUGAAUAACCUACAUAUCAAAUCUGAUUCCUGCAAGAUAUAUGAUCUGAAUCGGUGAAAUGUUUUCUGUGGAUAUGAAAACAAGGUACACUUAAAUGUGGUUGUGUGAACUCACACAUUCUGGCGAACUGACUUUUUGAAAUUUUGGUUUUUAUUUAGCUUUCUGGGUACAUUUUGUUUGGAUUUAUUAGCCUAAUUUUUUGGCUGUUGAAGGUGUCCAAUAAUUUAAUAAUUUGAGGUCAAAUUUGUAAGUUAAAUCUUGGGCUUACAUAUUUUACUUGAAAACCAUAGCAUCAAAGUCAUGGACCGGUUCUUCAUUUUUAUAAUGAAUGCCCUCUCGCCUUGUAACAGGGGAGCUCAAUAAUAGAAUUUCAACUGACUAUUGGAGUUUUGCUCGUGAUAAAUAAAUUCUGUACUAUAAUUAGAGUUAUUACUAGGGAUAUAUGAAAUGAACAAUAUUUUUGGAUUCUAUGAUUAGUUAUAGCUUUGGUUGCAGUUGCAAAGGUCUCCGUAGUGUAGUUAUAUCAGGAUAGUGGUUUCUGUAUAAAGCCAUUUUAAACUGCGAACUGAUGUUUGUACAUACAAGAAAUAUUAUUAAGUCAAAGGUUCCUCUUAUGGUUUUUCUUAUUAAUAAUCACAACCUAUUUGCUUAAGAGCUGUUAUUGUCUGUAUUUUUGGGUGAUUAUCAUAACAUUUAAUCCUGCAAGUCUCAUUUUGGUAGUGGACUGUGGUUAACUGUAGAUAAUCAGAUCUGUAAAGACGCUUUGGAAUUGUCAAACCUGAAAAUGACAUUUGAAAGUACAAUGCAUGUGACUGGGAAUACAUUUGUACCCUAUGGUUUAUGUUUGAUUAAUUGUUUUACUAUGGGGAGGGUAUCGUUUUUUACAGCUAUUAAAAUGAAUCAAUUUGUUGUGAAUUUGCAUAAAUAUACAACUUACCAGUAGCUUUUUAUUGAAUAUAAAGUAGUAUUUUAAAUUUUAUUCACUUGGAAGAAGUGGUAAAAUGAGUUGCACAUUGACAGGUAGAUGUGAUAGAUUUUUAGGGGUAAAAGAAACCUUUGUAAAUUUAUUUUGACUUGAUUGGCAUUUGUGGACUGCUCUAUACAGCAUUGUGAAAAGAAAUGCUUACUUGUACAAUUGAGCACAGUUUUACUUUUACUUGCCCAACCUGUUUAUGAUGGUGACUUUGCUUUUUCUACAUCAGAAGUAUUUGGCACAUUGUCAAUCAAUAUUUCAUAUUAUAGUACUUUUCCCUUCUAUCCAACAUUGGAUCUCCUCUCCUCUCCUAGCUUAAGGCUCUUUGUUAAAAAUCAGUUUUCAUGGUCAAGUGCCAUUAAAUGGUAUUGUGUCUGAUUAAAAGUAUUUCUCAAACUUUUGGAGGGACCACAUUAUAAUUUUGCUAGUUACAAGGUGAAGUAUGUUUUGGAAGGAUAUAAGCCAAAGAGUAGUAGAGCAUUCCUGGAUAAAAGAGGUAAAAAAGGGGGGAUCUACUGUCUUAAAAUACCAUGACAAUUGAAUUCUUGUGUUUUCAUUUUCUUUGAAAGAGGACAUUGUUGUGUUUGGUUUGGAGGUAGUAUUGCAGUUUUAGUGUUGUACUUUGAUCAGUUACCAUUGUGUGAACAUCUUUUAACAAUACAUUUGACUUUUGAAAUUGAUUCUUCUGUUUUGUUUGAGUUUUGUCUUAUUUAAUAUUUUGAUGUAGCAUAAAACCCACUAAUUUUGCAAUGAAUCACAGUUUCAAAGAUCAAACUGCACAUGCACACACAAAGCAGUUGUCAUUUGCUGUUUUAAAAUUUCCAACUCCUCUGGACAUACUUGGGCUAAGUGACAAGGAUUUUUUAAAACUGUGCCAAUGGUGAUUUAUAUUUCCCUUUUUUUCAAAAUCCGGGUUGUGGCAGUAUGCAGUUUUAAUCUAUAGACUGAUCCAUUCCUGUUAUCCUUUAAAACAUAUAUGUAUUACCUUUCCUUUCAUCUGAACAUGCUGAGCAGUCGUUACGUAUAGAGGCUUGUUAGUUGUUUUAUCUUGCCCUUCAAACUCUACAGUAAAUGUCAAAUAUACAAAAUGUUGAAAUACCCCUGAAAAAUGUAACCUGAUAAUGCAUGACUUUGUAUCUUAAAGUUUGCACUUGAUUUUAUUGAGACUGUGUUAUGUGGAGCACUGUAGGCUGCUAAUUGUGUAGUUUUUUUUAAAAUUAGUAAUUAUUAACUGUUUGACUUUAGAAUUUUUCUCUAUUUAUCUAACCAUGUGUUUGGAAUUGUUGUCCACCUCUCUAGCCAAUCAUAGCCAUUUGCAAGGACUGUUCCGAUAGACUCACUCCCAUGGCUUUCAGUGCCAAUAUUUUGGUAUACAAUUUGUGAUAACUUUCCAUGAAGUAUUGAAUACUAUUCAACACUAGAAUGUAGACUAAUCAACAGAAACAUCAUCUAAGAAGCACGAGAAAAGAAAUGUUAUGCUAUGUCACAAGUGUAUCAAUUAUCAGAUCAGUCGUAUGUAUUUCUUUUGUUGAUUGGUCAACUUAUUGCUCUUUUUCCACCUUUUAUGGCAAAACAUCAAUCAAAACAAAAGUUAUAACAGUACCCCAAAACCUGAAAUUUGCAUACUACGUGUUUGCCUUCCUAGUUUCUUUUUGUUUUUGUUUUAACUUGUAGUAGUUGUAGGAUGAUUUCAAAAUCUCUCAUGAUUCUGUUUGGGCAGAUCGAUCUAGGUCUUUUUUAAUCUUUGCUGAUUUACAUUUAUCCAAGCAAUUUAGUAACCUUUACCAACUUUUCUUCUUUUUUAACACUUUAAAAUAUCCUAGUUGUGUGUUUCCACCAGUCAUGAUUCUCCUCAGGCUGUUCUUUGUUUUUGCUGUAAAGUGGUAUAAUUUUAUUAAGCUUUUCUGUGUUCCUUCUUUAUCUUGGGAUUAUGCAUAUCAUUGUACUGCCUUGUGAGUUAGUAUGUUAGCCCAAUUUUCUUUCCCUGCAUUUUGAAAAUUAGUUUCUUUGCAAGACUGCUCCAUAUCUGAUAACUUAUGUUUAUGAACACUGAAACUAACUAUACAUUUCCCUAAAUUGAAUUUUCUGUUCUAGAUACUUGUAAACUUACUGGUACAAUAUGCUCAGUUCAUCUGUCUCCAUUUAUUGUACAAUUAAUUAGCCUACCUCCUGCCAUUUAAGAGCUCAAGGAAAAUAGGAGCAUCACUCUUAUAGCCUUUUAUGAUUUUUGAAAGCAGUGCAGUUAUAUACAAAAUAAAGAGGAAGGAUUUUAGAUAUUUGUCUAAAUUUUUCUAAUUGCAUUUAGUUUCAGAAAACAUUUUCAGACUCAGAAAUCUUGGCACUAACUUAAAUUGUCGCUUUGGUUAAAAACAUCGCUUUUCUUGGUUAUAUUUCCCUCAAAUUUAGUGUUCUAGGAAUGUUUUGCUCUUUCGGUCAAAUGUGUCUAACAGCUAUUUUUCAUGCUCGUGGCAGUAUUUUCCCUUGUUAACUGUACACUUGUAAAUGAAUUAAUUAAUUGACAUUGCCAUAUUACUGAUUCUCUUGAAGAAGUUCUUCUAGCUUUUCCGUCCGUUCCCAUAAUCCAGAUUCACUCAUCUCAUUUACAAAUGAACCUUUUCUUCUGGCUCAAACUUGGCACCUGACUUGCUUGUCCUCUUUCUGCCACUUGUGUGGGAACAUAUAUUGGUGGUUUAAAAGAGUGUUGGUCUUUAUCACUCUAUCAAAAUAAUUGAUUUAUCAGAUAACUACCUAUAAUAUAAAGAAGUUUUAAAUAUUUUAUAUUUGUUACAUGUGAUAUUAGCAAUUGUCCAUUUUCUACACCAGCACCCCCUAAGGAUUGAAUCUUUAUGCUCAUGUGUUUUAGUGUGUGGCAUUAAUGAAAUUGCCUAAUCAUUGUCAAAUUUUUAAAUAGCAGAAUAUCUAGGUUGGUGUGACAGCUUUUCUAAAGCAGCCAUUUAUGAAUCAGUGUGCAGUUGUAAUUCUUAGUAAAUUAGACAUCUUAAUGUUGCUUUUGCAGCUGUAUCAGAUUACAUAGGCUCAAAUAAUCAGUACUGUCAUUUUUUUCUUAUAUGCACAUUAUGGAAGAAAAAAGAAAAGAAACUUGACAGGUGGGGACUCACUGGUUCAUUGAGGGGCCUAAUAGGUUGUUGCUUGUGAUGUGACAUGACUGACUAUAGGAGUGACUUACCAGGGACGAAAUUGAAUCUUUGAGAGUUAUGUGCUUUGCUUUGUACUUUUUUUCCAUACUUUACUCAGUAUAUUUAUUCUUAGAUGUUAAAUUUCUAUUUGUACAUUUCUUCCUCUUUCCGGUCUCAAAUACCAUCAUUUUUUUUCUCCAAAAAGAUAGUCAGCCGAUGAUGUCUGAUUGAUUUGGCUUGAUUUCAACUAAAGUUCCUACGCAGGACUUAGUUGACCAUCUCACAGCGAUCAUCGAUCAUGUUAACGAAUUUGAUUAAAAAUGUAAUGCACUAUGGGCAAAAUUUGUGAAUUUUUACCAAUUUAGAGUGUACAAGAUUUCUGAUUUUAGUGUAUGACUGCACAUUUCAUUAGUAAAUUUGUAAUUUUACAAUGUGUGCAAAAUUUGUGUGAAUCUUGUAUUUCUUAUUCUUGUACAGGGUGCUUUGUGUGAGAGCACAUACUUUUUCCUCUGAACAAGCACAACCUUUUGUUUUCAAUGAAAUUCAUUAAGACUUCUCCUACACCUUGCUCUGAUUUGGCUCUGGUGAGGACUAGAGUUAUACAUACAUAGCCUAUAGGAAAGCAGUUCAUUCUCAGCAGCUACUUAAUUAGUACAAAUCAUGUCUUAAAUUUUGUUUCUAUUGUUCUUUAUUUGAACUGUUGGUUGUAAAAUUAUCGAAAUGUUCCUUUUACCAAGGUUAUUACAACAUCUGUUAUAGAAAAGUAAUGUGAAUCAUACUAUGGACCAGUUUAUUUUAAUUCUAGUUUUCCCUCUCUUGUUGGUGGUAAGCCCUCAAUGUAAGGUAAGGGGCAUGGGUAAGGAGGAAUUGAGUUCACUGUGCUAUAGCUACAAUAUUAGGUAAAAUUUAGAGAAAAGAGAGAUAUAUAUUGCUAUUAUCAGCUUUAAUCUCAUGUGUAGUUUCUGCUGUUGAACAUUUAUAUGUGUUAGAAUUUAUUUUGUCUCACUGUAAUAUCUGGUGGGUGGCCCUGGGAGCAAGUUAAAACAUUAAACCUUAUUUGUAAAAGAUGAUAUGGUUAUUAUAAUUAACUCACUUAACUAUCUUGAAAGUACAUAUUAAAGAAGUGUUAGAGUCUAUUUUGCUUGUAUCCAUCUCCUAGUCAGUAGAAUGGGGAAAAUGUGUUGUACAACAGAGCAAAAAUAAAAAAAACGAAUCUGGAAGAAA
Messenger RNA from Frankliniella occidentalis (western flower thrips), 12123 nucleotides. It is a transcript of the gene Hipk, whose product is annotated as homeodomain-interacting protein kinase 2. Gene Ontology annotation, biological process: peptidyl-threonine phosphorylation; peptidyl-serine phosphorylation. Gene Ontology annotation, cellular component: nucleus; cytoplasm. Bases 425 to 4999 code for a protein of 1524 amino acids. Gene Ontology annotation, molecular function: ATP binding; protein serine/threonine kinase activity; protein tyrosine kinase activity. The transcript is spliced from 23 exons. The record is from RefSeq and is a predicted model, not a curated record. NCBI's taxonomy places the organism in Eukaryota, Metazoa, Arthropoda, Insecta, Thysanoptera, Thripidae.